AUGUGGACUUCUUCUCCUCCUCGUACUCCUUUGGAGGUCACCUUUGAGGACAACAACUCCGAGCCUGGCACUAUCACGCCCGAAUACGAUGCCAUGUCUCCUGUCGUCGCCCAUCUUGAGAAGCUUGCUGUCACUCAUAAGGAUGAACAAAUUGAGGACUCUGCCACCACUGAGUAUGAGCCUUCCCUCGAGACCAACACCUUUGGUGGGAACAGCUCUCCUCCUGAGUCACCCAUCGAAGCUUUCCUCCUCCGUCCUGAGACUCCUCAACAACCAUACAGCCGUUGGAACACUGGCACUAAUACCACUGUUCACAAUGGACAAGUCUUCACAGACCCGGAGAUCCAUGCUAUGUCUCUAGCACUUGCCGAAGCCCGCCACAACGGUGAAUUUCCUGGCACCUCGGAGACCGCUCUCGAUGCCCAUGCUGUUGCUGAGGACUUUAGCUCUCUCGUAUAUCUACGACGUAUUCGCGGUGACAUUCUGAAGCCUGCUCCACCAUCUUGGGUUCACCUUCGUGAGCAGAUUGCACUUGGUAUUCAACAGCGCUCUGCAUCUCGUCGUCGGUGUGAAAGCCAGAAUGAAGCCGCUCGUCGUGUCAACCACUACCUUCAAGCUGUUGAGGAUGAGCAGCGCUACUAUCAUGCUACCAACGCAGUGGUCCGACGUCCCACUCAGCAAGGCUUCAGCAAUUUCGAUGAUGAUAUGUGCUCUAUGGUCGAGCACACUAUUGAGCAGAGCAUUGCCGAUGCUACUGGGCCUCUGCGCAUGAACCUCAAACAACAAGGUGAAAUAUUCCAGCAUCAAAACGGUAUUCUCCAACAGCAUGAUCAUUUCAUCAAGUGUCAGGAUCAUGUUCUCCAGCAACAGAACGGACUCACUCUGCAACAAGAGCGCGCUGUUCAGAAACACAAGGACCUCGUUACGCGGCAAACGGGAACUCUUCAGCACUAUAGUGAUCUUCUCCAGCAACAUCACAACCUUGCUCAGCGACAAGACUGCGCCAUUCAGCAACAGAACAGUCUAGCUCAACAGCAUGCUGGCUUCCUCCAGCAGCAGAACGACCUCACCCAACAGCAAGCCGGAGUUGUUCAGACGCAGAGCAACCUUGUUGAGCGACAAGACCAUGCUCUUCAACAGCAGAAUAGUCUAGCUCAACAGCACGCUGGCUUCCUCCAACAGCAAGACUAUGCUCUCCAGCGCCAGUACGAUCUUCUACAAAACCAGUCAUACUCUCUUCGCACGGAGAGCCGUUUCUUCAAGAAGCAGAACGAUGCUCUCGAGAAACAGAACCAAGCCGUCCGAGAACAGCUUGACGUCCAGUCUGCUCACCUCGCUCGUAUGCAAGGCCUUCUGGAGCCUCAUGCCUACAAUAAUCAUGCAACAGCCCAGAACCUCGCCAGCGCUAACCAGCUUGUCAACAACCUCUCAAACGAGCUCCCUCAAGUCAUCAAGAAGGCUGUCGAGGUUACUAUUGAGGAGACUGCCCGACUCCACGCUCGUCAGGCUCUCGAGUCUGCUGUUGAGAUUUGGCAGCAAGGAGUUCGCAGAAACAUGUCUGUGACCCAAAGCGAGUCUACAAGCGAUGUGUCUAUGGACACUCUGGACAAGCACGAACUUGACACCGAGGCCUCUACCACUGCGGCUAAGAAGCCCGGGAAGAAGCAGAAGAAGACAACUACUCAUUCUGAAGUCAUUGAGCGAAGUGAACGAUCUUCUCUUUACCGCAUGGUGAGCAAGUUCAAGCGCCGCCGUAUUGCGCGGAAUUAG
This is a messenger RNA of Fusarium coffeatum, 1770 nucleotides long. RefSeq lists its product as uncharacterized. Bases 1 to 1770 code for a protein of 589 amino acids. Lineage: Eukaryota; Fungi; Ascomycota; Sordariomycetes; Hypocreales; Nectriaceae. The record is from RefSeq and is a predicted model, not a curated record. The transcript has a single exon.